GGUCGCGCAUGUAUCAAACGACAAAUAGCGCACAUGCCGGUUCUGUUUUGCGUUGGUUUUUGAAAAAAAAUUACUCGGUGAAAAAGUUGAUAAAUUAGACUCGUUUGUAUAUAUAAUUUAUAUUUUUUUAUUUUGUACAAUGGGAAAGAGAAAGGCCACUGAUAAUGCAGGAAAUCCAAAUCAAGAUUUAUGUGAUUUUCUUAUAGACUUAGCAAAUUAUGAACGAAAUGUUAGCAAAAAUAUUUACAAAUACAAUGCCUAUCGCAAAGCAGCAGCCACUUUAAGUGGAUUACCAGAAAGAGUAAAAAAUGGUCAAGAAGCAAGAAAAUUACCAGGAAUCGGAGAAAAAAUUGCUAAAAAAAUUGAUGAAUUUCUUAGUACUGGAAAGUUACAAAAGUUGGAAGAUAUUAAAAAGGAUGAAAGCAAUGUUGCAAUUAAUUUGUUAACUCGUGUGUCCGGUAUUGGACCUGCAAAAGCCAAAGAAUUAGUAGAUAAAGGAAUUAAGACUUUAGAAGAUUUGAAGAAGCAUCAAGAUAAACUAAAUCGUCAUCAAAAAAUUGGCCUGAAAUAUUUUGAAGAUUUUGAGAAAAGCAUUCCCAGAAAGGAGAUUGAAAAGAUUGAAAAAAUUAUAAAAAAUUCUAUUGCAAAUUUGAAUGAAGAAUAUAUUGUAACUAUAUGUGGAAGUUACAGACGUGGGAAGAAAGAAAGUGGAGAUAUUGAUGUUCUAUUAACACAUCCUACAUAUACAUCUAAAGAAAAAGAAUCAAAGAAAAAAAUUUCACUCUUAAAAGACGUUGUAGAAUGUCUUGAGAGAAAGAAAUUGAUUGUAGAUACAAUAUCACUUGGAUCAACAAAAUUCAUGGGUGUCUGUAAAGUAUCCACUAAUAGCGAAAAACCAUUUAGAAGACUCGAUAUCAGACUUAUACCUUAUGAUCAAUAUUAUUGUGGUGUACUUUAUUUUACUGGGAAUGAUCUUUUCAAUAAAAAUAUAAGAGCACAUGCUUUGGAAAAAAACUAUACUUUGAAUGAAUACACGUUAAAACGUCUAACACCUGAAGGAACUCCAGGAGAGGCAGAAAAAAUCACUUGUGAAGAAGAUAUUUUCCAAAUUUUACGAUUGCCAUAUAAGGAGCCAAAAGACCGAAAUUCAUAAGCAGUAAUAUAUAUCAUAGAAGAAGAAUUAUACGUUGGUUAUUUAUAUAUUUUGAUUAUCUAACAAGUGAAUUAUUAAAAAUGUAUUUAAAAUAAUAAAACAAAGAUUUAUUUAUUAUCUUUA
Molecule: messenger RNA, 1276 nt
Organism: Frieseomelitta varia
Lineage: Eukaryota; Metazoa; Arthropoda; Insecta; Hymenoptera; Apidae
Product: DNA polymerase beta-like
Exons: 6
Coding region: 140-1153 (337 amino acids)
Biological process (GO): double-strand break repair via nonhomologous end joining
Cellular component (GO): nucleus
Molecular function (GO): DNA-directed DNA polymerase activity; DNA binding
Source: RefSeq, a predicted model, not a curated record